Messenger RNA from Paramecium octaurelia, 5505 nucleotides. Lineage: Eukaryota; Ciliophora; Oligohymenophorea; Peniculida; Parameciidae. The record is from the annotation of a GenBank genome assembly.
AUGUUUCUUGGUCUAUUGUGCAUUACAUAUUCUGUUUUAGCUAAUUAACCAAUAGAGAUUGGGGAGACAGUUAACAAGUAAUCGAUUAGAAAUAGGUUAUUUUAGUGCUAUAAUGCCGUGGCACGGAAAUCCAAAAUAUCAAUUAUACUAGUUCGAAUUGAAGGAGGUGAAAUAGGAUACGGAUUUGGUGGUGGUGGUGAAAUAAUUGUCUGCCUUGGGGAAUCCGGACAUUUACAUAUCUACGAAGGUAACAGAGCCGAAUGAGAAUACGGCUGAGUAUGUAUGUGACUCGAUUGGGAUGGGUAUGAAAUUUAGUAAUGGAUAGAUAUAUGUGUGAUUGAUAAUGCAAAGAAGAGUCUGUAUUAUUUGGCAGUGCAUUGCGAAGGCUAUUGUAGAUAUUCUUUGAAGGUGGUUUAUCAAUCGGAACUAUUGAUGACGAAUUGUAAAUAUCCUAAUGUUCAUUAUUUUAGCUGACGACUUAGAAUUCAAGUACGAUAACAAGACUUGGACAGACGUAGUCAGAAUUGAAACAAAGAACCUGAGUUGGGAAGAAACUCAGAUAAAGCCAACUUUGGAGAUUUAAGUAAGAGUGAAGAAUGUGGAAAUAUUAUAAGAAUCCUUUAAAUCAUAUUUAAAUAUAGGUGAUUCCAAGCCCACGCCACUGAAAUCUGACUUUGUUGGACAAGACACAUUCUCAGGCAUGCAGAAAUUCAAGAUUCAUAAUUUAGAGUCAAACAGCAAGUUCACAUUGCUUGUGGAAGGUCAAGAAGGGGCAAUCAUUUAGAUUCAAACCAGAACCUACGGAACCAUUCGUUACUUGCAAGUGGGAGACAGAGUUGAAGACAUAGUGGCUGAAGAUGACUACUAGUUCUAUUGCAUCGAUCUUACUUAAGAAUCUUAGUCAAUUUCACUUGGCUAAACUGUCUUAAAUAUCCAACUACUCCCCUUCAAAGGUUAUACUGAAAUGUAUGUUAAUUUGGAUUUCCAACCCCCAUUCUUGGAUUAGUACUAUUGGCAAUUGAAGGACAGAAUAACUGAUGACCUAGUGAUUACGUAGACAGAUCUGAGAAAGGCCAAUGCAAAAGGAAAUUACGCAUAUGUGGCAGUCAGGGGAAAGGAAUCAAAUGCAACAUUUGAAUUGAAAUCUCAAGUCCUAGAUCCCAAUCUCAUGCUUCUGGAACUCAACAAGCCCACAACUGCUAAGUUAUUAAGGAGUGGUCAAAUCCAAUACAAGUUCUACGUUAGACACAGUAAGAAGUAAACAGUUAGUGUGAGUUUGAAGAAUCUGAAGGGUGAUGCUGAUAUCAUUGUAAAGCAAUGUGAGAAUCUGUGGAUGUGUACCAUACAAUAAGAUGAGAUUCUAGAUAAGGAGUAAAGAGUGGUCACCGAACCUGGAAAAUUGUUUUUGUAUUCCGAUAAGUAAUCUCUCACAUGAUAUAAUCAUAGUCCUGGCAAUGACAUCAUUGUGUUUGACAAUGAUCCACAGAUCUGUUAGAAAUAUGAGAACACGUAUUAAUGUUAUUAUGAUGUGAUUAUAUAUCCUGGACCUAAAAAUGAUCAAGAAGAACUGAUUUAUUCGAUCCUCAUAACCACAAAGGGAGAAUCGAUCAUCUUAAGAGAAAACACUCCACUGAAGUAGUAUGUAGGAUUGGGGUUGAACAAUUACUAUAAAUUCAUAGUUGAAGAGGAAGAUCACAUUAGAAGGAUGAUGAUUCAAAUUACACCCAUCUAAGGACAGCCAAAAUUAUUUGCAUCCUAGACUAACAAGAAUCCCACUUAAUCAGAUAAGUAGGCUGUCCAAAAUGUCAUCACUUAUGGAUAAUUUGGCUAGUAGGGCGACCAAGAAUCCAUAAAAGGAACCUAUUACAUAGCUGUCCAAGGAUAUACAGCAUGUCAAUAUAUCAUCACAGUGUAUGUGUUUAGAAAUAGGGGAGAUUGGAGCCAAAUUGGCAAAUACCCUCAUCAGUACAUAUUGCUCUUAGAUGGGUAUCCCUAAGAAAUUACUUCUCAGAACAAUACUGAUGUCUGGUUGUUCAAGAUUGACUUGAGUGCUUAUUCUAAUCCUGACGAGCAGAUGCAUUACGGAGUUGAUGUUAAACUCAGAGUCAUUCAAGGAAGCUUCUUGAUGUAUGGAUUCGAUCAUCCUGAAGUGAACAAGACCUAAGCAUUCUUGACUGGCAAUGAAUUCUUAUCCCUUAACACCAGAAGCAAAAUCUACCCUCAAUAUUUGUAUAUCAGAGUGGAACCAAAUCCAGUCAUUUCCACAAAUCAAUUAUCAUUCCAAAUUUAUUAUAGAAUCAACAAUCAACCAAUUGAAUUGAUUUUAGGCGAUAACUACAGAGGUUACAUCUCUAAAGAUAAUACAUAGCAAUUCAUACUCAGUUACUUUACAAAAGAUGAAUUGGUGAUAACAAAGAAUGCUGAACACAUGGAUCAAUCUGUCUUAAAGGCAUAAGUUUACUAUGGUAAUGUUGUUCAAGAGAUGAAAACCUCCAGUUUAUUAUUGAAAAGUGAAGACUUAAACUUUGAGAAAUGCAAAACUAAUGCCACCGAAAUCAUUAAGUGUUAAAUUACAAUUUUCAUCUCUGCAACAGCCGAUACAUAUUUCUCAUUGUUGAUUACCAAAGAAGCCUCUGUCGUUUUCUUGUAUGACAGUGAACCAGUCACCAAACAACUCUAAAAUAGAAACGAUCACUUUCUGUUCUAUUUGACUGAUCAAGAGACUGAAAUAUCAGUAUUUUCCAUAUCAGGAGAAGUCAAAAUAUUGAUUCAAUACUUUGAUCAUCAACCGUAAUUGGAACAAUAUCCAACCAAUAAUUAGGACUCUGCUACUCAAUCCUUAGAUGAUUCAAAUGAUAUUGGCAGUUCAAUCUUCAUAUCCAAUGAGGAUCUUGAGUUUCAUGAAUGCAAAGAGAAAGGAUGCUACAUAGCUGUGACCUGCAUCAAGGAUCCUAAAUAUGAUGCUAAAGGAUAAUACGUCAUCACUAGAUCAUCAAGUUACACCAUCCUCUAUCCAUCCAUCAUAUAUUACGGGGAGGCUGAAAAUUAGAAAAUGAAGUAUUUCAAAAUCUUCAAUGUGUCAUUGUCACAUGGACUCAUGGUCGUAGUGUCUCCCCUAAGUUCAGGCAGUUUGAUAGUUCUAGCCAGCAGGAACGAGAUGCCUACAUUGGACACUUAUUAAUACUCCUCCAAUUCUAUGUUAGGAGAUUAACUCAUCAUACCAGCUAAAGAGGAUGAUUAUAAGUCAGUCAAUUACUAGUAAACUUAUUAAUUAUUAUAUAUAGUGUGGGUGUCUAUGCAUUUGAUAAUGUAAAGUUUUCAAUCCAAAUCAACAUUGGAAACCUCCACUUUUAUCAGAUCAAAAAAGGAAUACCGAUGAACUUUGUCGCUGAAUACAAUUCAUAGACCUAUCUUAAUUACUACCAUGCUUAAGACUCUGAAUUCACGAUCUUGUUCAGCUCUAAUCUUGUGACUCAAUACAAUAGAGCAAAUGUUCAUGUGUACACCUAUAAAGACAUGUCAAUGUAGGCAGAUGCCAUUCAAAAAGUUCAAUACGAGUAAUUUAUUUAAAAAUACUUCUAGUCCUAUGUGGAAAAUGACUGAUUACUACUUGACAAUUAAAAAGGAUAUCAAGUACUGCUCAUCUUGUUAUUAUUUGAUCUGUGUUUAGAACUUCAAUGUAAACAACGAUAUUUCCAUAACUAUAUCAUUGGAUAACGAAUCCACUUAACUAUUGGACAACGUGGAAAUUACCAAUCAAAUAUAACCCAACCAACCCCAUUAUUAUCAUUACAUAGUCGAUGAUGACUUUUAUUUGAAUGCCACUAUCUUUGAAGGCAAAGUUUAAAUUUUAGGAGGGUUCUAUAAACAUUUAUCAGAAAUCGAGAACCAAUUGCUUACUCUAGAUGUAAAUGAGGGUCUGACUGAUAAAAAUGGCCAAGUCAUUGGAUACUAAUACAGCGAAGGGAAAUUCCCUAACAAAACCAUAGAAAUCAGAAAGGAUAACUCUGAGAAACCAAAAUAUCUUUACAGAUUCAAAAUCGUUUCCAGCUCUGUGUCUAUUUAUAAGAUUGAGUGCAUCCAAAGAAGAUAAGCAAUCGAACUCAAAGUUGGAGAACCCCAAAGCCAUGAACUCAAUUCUACACAUACUGUUCCAUUCUAUUUUGUAAUUCCUGAUAGAUCCUUUGACAACUCAAAUGAAGGCUUCUACACAUUAGAUAUUGAAACCUAUGGGCACUCACAAGCACGAAUCCUUGAGAAGACUUAACAUCCUAAUAUCAAAUUAACUUAGGAUCUCUAUAGCAAUCCAGAUUUCCUUAGUGAAAAUCACAACUUCUAGGAUGUCCAAUUCAUUAGACACAACCAAACAGAUCAAAUAAUCCAUUUCGAAUUUCCAAACACUCCUGGACUUUAUUUCCUGCAAAUCACUCCUAGAGAAGCUUCGAAUCUCCCCUAUACUGUUACCUUAGGAAAUGAUUUCUUAAAUGUUUUGGCUCCAAAACUCUCAAGAUUUGCCUCCAAUAGGAUUGGGUAAUAAAGAUUCUGGGAAUUGAACUUGUACAAACCUUCCAAAGUUCUCAUCCAGGCCCAAUUGUGUGGGGGAAUCAUAAGUGUUUAUGGAAGUGAGGAUCUUGAAAACUUGUAAAGAGGAUUGUAUUCAUAAAAAAUGGACUAUAAACACAACAAAUAAAUAAUUGGAACCAUACCAGUCUCAAAAGUUGGUCCGUAUUACUUGAGCACCAAGGCUGUUAAGAGUAUGAUUCCUUCGAAAGAUUAAGUGGAUUACAUCAUAAAAGUCAACGUUCUUCAACCAAGCAGUGUAGUACCGCAUGAGCACUUUGAACCUGGAGAUGGAGGUGAAUUCACAGCACAUUACGAUGGAUCGAACAUCACUAUCUUCUUUAGUCCCAUUCAAGUUUCUGAGCAAUCUAGUUCUGAGUACAAGACCUAGAGUUUCUCAUACAAUUUUAUUUACAAGUUGUAUAAUGAGUCGAGUGAAGAAAUUCCAUUUUAUCACUGCGAUUCUUCAAUAAGCUUCCCUUCAGUAUCGUUUAACAAAGAACCUCAUUAACGUCUUAAGGAAGUGAGUCACCAAUUUUAUGUUGGCAAAGACUUUGAGAAGAUAUCUCUAAGCAUUUUGGCUAAAGGUACUUAUCUCACUUAUUACAUUCAUUAGUCAGGAUUAAUACAAACAAUUUUGAGGAAUUAAAGCUGUAUUAUUAUUAUGAUACCCUUACCAUGAAAGUGGAUAAUAUAAUGUUGAGGGCCUAUCCAAAAGGAUAUAGAAGAGGAAUCAUUUUCGGAAUUAUCACAGUUCUAUUAAUAGCAAUUAUCUGGUUAUUUAUAAGAAACAGAAAAUUAAAAUAAUUGUAUUAUAAAUUUUUAUAAAUUAGAAUACAAUUUGAAUCUUCCUAAUAAGGAACUCAACAUUUAGUAAGGCAGGAGCAAUCAAUUGAGAUGAAUUAUGCUAAUUUACGUUGAUAAGUGUGAUAUAUUAUAUAUGAU